UGUCGCUCCCGCGUUGCCUGCCGGAAGAGCAGCUACCGCCAGCUGGAAGCCCUUCUGUGGCGCCGGGACUAGCCGGAUUCUGGGUUCUGGGGCGAGCUUCUCCGGCGCGGGGCCAUUCCGGAGCGGCCAGAUCUUCUCGGUCCCCAGGGGCUCUCUUUGUGCUUCUGAAGGACGGCAUGUUUGGCUGGGGGCUCCCGGGAGCCGUGCUGGGCGGGCUGCUGGGAUCGUGGCUCCUUCUAGCAGGAUCUAGUUUAGGAUCCAAACUGAGAGGUCCAAAAUUGAAUAUAACUGGAAAACAACAUGUCAUACAAGCAGGAGAUUCUUUACACCUCAUGUGCAGUGGGGAAGUGGCCCAUUCCUGGUCUUUGCCUGAAAGCCUAAGUAAGGACAUCAAGCGUCUGAAUAUCACUAUGUUUACUUGUGGAAGAAACAGAAGGCAGUCCUGCAGUACCCUGACUUUGAAUAAAGCUCAAGCAAGUGACACAGGAUAUUAUAGCUGCCAAUAUCAAUCCUCAAGUGCUUUGAUAAAGAAGACAGCAUCUACAAUAUAUAUAUUUAUUAAUGAUACACACAGCCCAUUUGUAGAGAUGCACAGCAAUAUACCAAAAACUAUACAUAUGACAGAUGGACAAGAGCUUAUCAUCCCAUGCAGAGUGACAGCGCCAGAUAUUCCUGUUACAUUAAGAAUGAUUCCAGGUGAAGUUCCCGAUGGGAAGACUAUCUGGGAUAGUACUAAAGGUUUUAUAAUACCAAAUGCCACAUUUGAAUUCAUAGGCCUCUUCAGAUGUGAGACAAUAAUUGGUGGACAUAAAUACAACACUAUGUACCUGACAUACAGACAAAAUAAUGAAAUCGUUAAUGUCAAAUUAAAUGCUUCAAGACCAGUCAAAUUACUAAAAGGAGACAACCUUGUUCUUAACUGUACCGUCACUGCAUCCUGGAACACAAGAGUGCUUAUAACAUGGAGUUAUCCUGGUGAGAGAAGCAAAAGAGGCACCAUAACUUCAAGCAUUAACCAAAAGAAUUAUGAAGCCAAUGUAUUCUACAGUAUUCUUGUUGUUGAUAAAGUCCGUGAUAUUGAUAAAGGGCAGUAUACUUGCAAUGUGAAGAGUGGCCCGUCUCUUAGAUCGGUUAACACAACUGUCCAUGUUUAUGAUAAAGCAUUCAUCACAUUGAAGCACCGAAAGAAAAAUGUGCUGGACAUUAUAUCUGGCAAGAAAUCCUAUCGAAUUUCUAUGAAAGUGAAAGCAUUUCCCACACCUGAGGUUAUAUGGUUGAAGGAUGGCUUACCUGCUGCUGAAAUGUGUGCCCGGUAUAGAAUUAAAAGUUAUUCACUAACCAUAAAACGUGUUGCAGAAGAAGAUGCAGGAAAUUACACUAUACUACUGAGCACCCGACAAUGGAACUUGCAUAAAAACUUAACAGUCACACUCAGAAUAAAUGUGAAACCUCAGAUUUAUGAAAAAAUGUCCUCAUUUCCUGGUCCUAAUCUCUAUCAAGUGGGCAGCAAGCAAACUCUGACUUGCACUGUUUAUGGUAUUCCUCAGCCUACAAUUAAAUGGACUUGGAAUCCUUGCCAACAGAAUCAUUCCAGGUCAAGGCGUGACUUUUGCUCCAAUCCAGAGAGAUCUUUCACUUUGAAAUCUGGCAGCACUACAGGAAACAGAAUCCAAAGCAUCACCCAGAGAACAGCGAUAAUAGAGGGGAAGAAUAAGACUGCUAGCAUUUUGAUUGUGGCUGAAUCCAAGGCCUCUGGAAUCUACACCUGCAUUGCUUCCAAUAAAUUAGGAACUGAUGAAAGAAGCAUUCGUUAUUUUGUAACAGAUGUACCAAGUGGAUUUCAUAUUAACUUAGAGAAAAUGCCCACUGAAGGAGAAAAUCUGGUGCUAUCCUGUUUAGCCAACAAAUUCCUGUACAAAGACAUUGCCUGGAUUUUACCAAGAACAGUUAACAACCAAACAAGAGUCAAAAAGGCAGCCACUAAGGAGUAUUCCAUUGACCUCACUCUCACAAUCAAGAACAUUUCGCUUGAACAUUCAGGCUCCUAUGCCUGCAGAGCAAGGAACAUAUACACUGGUGAAGAAGUGCUUCAAAAGAAAGACGUUACAGUCAGAGCUCAGGAAGCACCAUUUCUAUUACGGAACCUGACUGAUCAGGUUGUCAACACCAGUCACUCUGUUACUCUGGAGUGUCUUGUUCGUGGUCUGCCAGAGCCUCAGAUAUCCUGGUUUAAAAACAACAAAGAAAUACAGCAACAACCAGGUAUAAUAUUAGGGCCAGGAAGCCAGAGUCUACUGAUAGAAAGGGUGCAAGAAGAUGAUGGAGGGCACUACCGCUGUCUGGCUGCUAACCUGAAAGGAGCAGUGGAGAGCUCAGCCUUGGUCACCAUAGAAGGAAUUUCAGAGAGCUCAAACCUAGAACUGAUUACACUGACGUGCACCUGUGUGGCAGCCACACUCUUCUGGCUUCUCUUGACACUCUUUAUUCGGAAGUUAAAAAGGCCUUAUUCUUCUGGAAUAAAGACAGACUAUUUAUCAAUCAUAAUGGAUCCGGAAGAAGUCCCCUUAGAUGAACAAUGUGAACGACUGCCUUAUGAUGCCAGCAAGUGGGAAUUUGCCCGGGAAAGGCUCAAACUGGGAAAGACGCUUGGGCGAGGUGCUUUUGGAAAAGUAGUACAAGCAGCUGCUUUUGGAAUUAAGAAGUCGCCCACAUACAAAGUAGUGGCUGUGAAGAUGUUGAAAGAAGGAGCCACAGCCAGUGAGUAUAAAGCUCUGAUGACUGAACUGAAGAUCCUGAUCCACAUUGGACAUCACCUGAAUGUUGUGAAUCUGCUGGGAGCUUGCACAAAGAGUGGAGGGCCACUAAUGGUGAUUGUUGAAUACUGCAAAUACGGGAAUUUAUCAAGCUACUUGAAGAGCAAAAGGAAUUUUUUCUCUUCAAACAAGGAUGCAUCCAUUCAAGUAGAGCUGAUGACAGGCGAGAAGGAUGUAGAGCCGAUGGGUGGUAAAAAAAGGAGGCUGGACAGCAUCCCAAGUAGCGAGAGCUUAGCAAGCUCUGGAUUUCUGGAAGAUAAAAGCUUAAGCGAUGUGGAGGAGGAAGAGGAGGAUGCUGAUGAUUUUUACAAGUGGCCCCUCACCAUGGAAGAUCUAAUUUCUUACAGUUUCCAAGUGGCCAGAGGCAUGGAGUUCUUGUCAUCUCAAAAGUGCAUCCAUCGUGACUUAGCAGCCAGAAACGUCCUUUUAUCUGAAAACAAUGUCGUGAAGAUCUGUGAUUUUGGCCUUGCAAGAGAUAUUUAUAAGAAUCCUGAUUAUGUGAGAAAAGGCGAUGCACGUCUGCCCCUCAAAUGGAUGGCACCAGAGUCUAUAUUUGAUAAAAUCUACAGUACUAAGAGUGAUGUUUGGUCUUAUGGAGUGCUGCUGUGGGAAAUAUUUUCUUUAGGUGCAUCUCCAUACCCAGGUAUUCAAAUAGAUGAAGAUUUUUUCAGCAAGUUAAAGGAAGGUGUACGAAUGAAAGCCCCAGAUUUUGCAACAGCGGAAAUAUAUCAGAUCAUGCUGGACUGUUGGCAAAGUGAGCCAAAUGAAAGGCCGAGAUUCUCAGAGCUGGUGAAAAGAUUAGGGGACCUCCUGCAGGCAAACGUGCAACAGGAUGGCAAAGACUACAUCCCCUUGAAUAUAUUAUCAGUAGAUUCCAUAUCUGACCACUCCUCUUCUACCUCCUCUGUUCCUCAAAGAAAGGAAGAUGAAUCAGUACCAACCUUGUAUUAUGAAUGUAUUGAAAAUUCUGGAAGAUAUGUUAAUGUUUUCAAAAUGAAACCACCACAGAGUCUCAAGACCUUUGAGGAACUGACACCCAAGGAAAGAUUUGGACUUCAUGGUUACCAAGCAGAGAGCAGACUGGUGCUGCCUUCAGAACGGCUCAAACGUUUCACAUGGACAGGCAGCAAACAAAAGCAAAUGCUCUUCAGCCUCCACUCUGCCAGCAGAAGCAAGGACUCUGUGCUUUUGGAAAGCACAAAGCCAAACUUAUACAGUUUCAGUUGUGGCCACAUCAGUGAUGUGACUCAGCCAUUUUACUGUGGCAAUACAACAUGGGAAAAGAAAGUAGCCCAGGCCUUCCCUCCUCCCCGCUAUAAUUCUGUGGUUCUGUAUUCCCCACCGCCUGUUUAGCAGGGAUCUCUAAGCACUAGUAAUUUAAGAGCAGCUGCUGCUUGGCUGGUGGGCCCUUCUUCAUCUCCACCACUAUUUAAACAGGUUCAUUGCUGCUCCCCACACCAGCACAUUUUUACUGAGCAACAGAAUGACUCUCCUGCACCCCCUCCUUGUUGUGGCACCAACUCUGAUCCAGGCUCAGUAGCUUGAUAAAAUGCACUCAGGAAAAAAGGUGCUUUGUGCAACAGAAGCUAACCUGGUUGCCAUGAUCCCCAGAAUUCCUAAUUGAAGCUUCUUCUCCUGCUAUUGUACAAGUGAGUUGAGUAGGGAAAUCAAAGAGCAAAUAGUUAGCAGCACACUACUGAAAAUAACUGUAUGAGCAUUCAUGUAGCUAUGUUCCUAUUGCUUAACAUCCUAUGGAUGUUUCAAAAACCUUAAAAACCUUUUAAACACAGUUUUUGGAGCAGAGGAAGUAGCAGGAGAGUUUACAGCUGUUUUCCAGUUGAUUGAUGUGCCAGUCUCUCAUGCAUCUCAGGCAGUCAAACUUCUUGGAGCCAGCUUUGCAAGGUUACAGCUUGAAAUGCUAUGAAAACCUGCAAAAGCUAUUCAAGCAGCAAUCAUAAAGGAUUACAAGGAUGAAUAUACUAGACAUGGAUAGCUCUACAACAUUCUCAUAAGGUAUAGCCACACUAAAAACAUACUGGUUUUAUACCACUUUCCACUUCAAAAGUGGAUCAGCAAGAUUCCUGAACAUUUUAAAAGCCAGUAAACAACUACAAUUCCCAGGGGAAAGAAAGUGACUAUUAAGCAUAGAACAUAUACAUGCCUUACGUAUUAUUUGUAUUCAGGAGACUUCAGCUGUUAUUUCUCCUUAUCUUUUAAACUAAGUUUCUUGCCCUUAUGGGCUGCAAAUAUAGGCUUGAAAGUUUGCAGACAACAUUAAAUGCAAUUUCAAGACACAGAUCCCAGACAAAAUUUCCACUUGAAAGGGAUGGGACAUUUAGUGAAAGAACAAUAUGCCUAAGACAUAUAGGCUACAGGAAUUAGGAUUUCCAUGGCAGAUGCUUGCUAUUUUCUUUUAAAGUAGAAUACACAAUUCUGUACAUAAACUCUAUUUAGCCUGUGUAUACUAGUUGCAAAGGAUGCUGUAACAGGAAGUGCUAAUUUAGGGUAAACCACAUAAAUGCACCAUUGCAACUAUGCAUAUAGAAAUAUUUUUGCCCCACAAGCCUGCAGAAAAAAUGUCCUUUCCCUUUUGGAGAGGCUCCAUACAUAGAAAUGGUCAGUUAAAACUUUUCAUGGCAUGGAGGUAAAUUACAUCACUCAGUAAAUAACAUCCUAUUAAGCAUAUAUGAAAGAGACAGGACAUUUCCUCCCCUGACAGCUGGUAAACCUAAAAAAGACAAGGAGACCAGGGAAGCUUUGGCGGAAAUAGCUGCUGCAUCUAAUUGCUGCUACUAUUAAAAAUAUAUAGUUUUAAGGGCCAAGACUAUGCUACUAGGCUCAUUUAAGCUAAGUGCAAACUUUUAUUCAAUGUACAUUAGUGAACCAUCAUUUAAGGGUAAAACCAUUGAGAUCUUUGAUCUAGAAAAGCAGCUAAAUACAGCUACCCCGUCUCAACUAAAAUCAGUCAUGAUAAACCUCCCAUGGAAAGCAGUAGGGUUAGUCAAUGGGACUUGAGCACAACUCACUUUAGCCAAAUCAGGGCCAACAGAACAGUGUUUGGUGCAGUAACAGAAGAGAAAUGGAGAAUGCUCUCCCUUUGAACAGUUGUAGUCUUUGAUCUUUCUAUACAGACAGAGCAGCACUAACCAAUUCUUCCAAUAGUUUGCCUACUGAAAACUAAGAAGCUAUGAAGAGGUUUGUGCAUCUUUAAGCAAGGCAUUAGCAACUGUAUAUAAAAGUAUUUAUUUACAUUUGCAUUUAAUGAACUUUUAAAAAACUGGAAUUUUAAAAUUCUUGUCCUAUAAAAUAACAGGAUGUAAAUGAAUCUUAUUACCUGGGCCUUAACUUUUUGAACAUGUUU
Molecule: messenger RNA, 6174 nt
Organism: Eublepharis macularius
Lineage: Eukaryota; Metazoa; Chordata; Lepidosauria; Squamata; Eublepharidae
Gene: FLT1
Product: fms related receptor tyrosine kinase 1
Exons: 30
Coding region: 177-4166 (1329 amino acids)
Biological process (GO): vascular endothelial growth factor receptor signaling pathway; positive regulation of angiogenesis; multicellular organism development
Cellular component (GO): plasma membrane; signaling receptor complex
Molecular function (GO): ATP binding; vascular endothelial growth factor receptor activity
Source: RefSeq, a predicted model, not a curated record